Prunus armeniaca (apricot) is the source of this 357-nucleotide messenger RNA. The record is from the annotation of a GenBank genome assembly. Lineage: Eukaryota; Viridiplantae; Streptophyta; Magnoliopsida; Rosales; Rosaceae.
AUGGCUAUUUUCAUAUCGUGGGAUUUGGCUGAUGCGAUAAGCGUCAAAAGUUGUCAAAAGUUGAUGGGUAUGCUGGAGGUAUGCCGUCAUGGAGGUGUCCUUGGCGCUGAAGUCCUAGUUGACUUGAUGAACAACGAGCUAUCAGUCACUGAAUAUCUGGAUUUGUUUAGCGCCCAUCUCUUUGGCAAAGGCGUGAAAUUUGAAGCGGAGGUCGUACUCGAGGACGACUUUAUCUUGGGAGAUAAGGACGAGGUCCGCCCCACAACCUUGGGUAUUGGAGGAACCAUCGACAUACAGUGUCCACAAGGACUAGCUGAGGUCAAAGUUGCUGUUGCUGGAAAUGUGAACAAGGGUUGA